Molecule: messenger RNA, 1191 nt
Organism: Pyricularia pennisetigena
Lineage: Eukaryota; Fungi; Ascomycota; Sordariomycetes; Magnaporthales; Pyriculariaceae
Exons: 5
Coding region: 1-1191 (396 amino acids)
Molecular function (GO): RNA binding; ATP binding; RNA helicase activity
Source: RefSeq, a predicted model, not a curated record
AUGGCCGACAAGGGACUCGAGGAUGUCCCCGAAGGGCAGAUCGAGUCCAACUACGAUGAGACCGUCGACUCUUUCGACGAGAUGAACCUGAAGUCGGAGCUGCUUCGAGGUAUCUAUGCCUACGGUUUCGAGCGCCCGUCUGCUAUCCAGCAGCGCGCUAUCAUGCCCGUUAUCAAGGGCCACGAUGUCAUUGCCCAGGCCCAGUCUGGUACCGGCAAGACCGCCACUUUCUCGAUCUCGGUCCUCCAGAAGAUCGACACCAACGUCAAGCAGUGCCAGGCCUUGAUCCUUGCCCCGACUCGUGAGCUUGCUCAGCAGAUCCAGAAGGUCGUUGUUGCCAUUGGUGACUUCAUGAACAUUGAGUGCCACGCCUGCAUUGGUGGCACCAGCGUUCGUGAUGACAUGAAGGCUCUUCAGGACGGUCCCCAGGUCGUUGUCGGUACCCCUGGCCGUGUUCACGACAUGAUUCAGCGCCGCUUCCUCAAGACCGACGGCAUGAAGAUGUUUGUCCUUGAUGAGGCCGAUGAGAUGCUUUCGCGUGGUUUCACCGAGCAAAUCUACGACAUCUUCCAGCUCCUCCCCCAGUCGACCCAGGUUGUCCUGCUGUCGGCCACCAUGCCCCAGGACGUCCUGGAGGUCACGACCAAGUUCAUGCGCGACCCCGUCCGCAUUCUGGUCAAGAAGGACGAGCUUACCUUGGAAGGUAUCAAGCAGUUCUACAUUGCCGUCGAGAAGGAGGAGUGGAAGCUCGACACCCUCUCGGACUUGUACGAGACUGUCACCAUUACCCAGGCUGUCAUUUUCUGCAACACCCGCAGAAAGGUCGACUGGCUCACGGAUAAGCUUACUGCCCGUGACUUCACUGUGUCUGCCAUGCACGGUGACAUGGACCAGGCCCAGCGUGACCUGAUCAUGAAGGAGUUCCGCUCGGGUUCGUCCCGUGUGCUGAUUGCCACCGACUUGCUCGCUCGUGGUAUCGACGUCCAGCAGGUUUCGCUGGUCAUCAACUAUGACCUUCCCGCCAACCGUGAGAACUACAUCCACAGGAUUGGUCGUGGCGGUCGUUUCGGCCGAAAGGGUGUCGCCAUCAACUUUGUCACCGCCGACGAUGUGCGCAUGAUGCGCGAGAUUGAGCAGUUCUACAGCACGCAGAUCGAGGAGAUGCCUAUGAACGUCGCCGACUUGAUUUAA